Sitodiplosis mosellana (orange wheat blossom midge) is the source of this 827-nucleotide messenger RNA. RefSeq lists its product as uncharacterized. NCBI's taxonomy places the organism in Eukaryota, Metazoa, Arthropoda, Insecta, Diptera, Cecidomyiidae. Bases 52 to 720 code for a protein of 222 amino acids. The transcript has 2 exons. The record is from RefSeq and is a predicted model, not a curated record.
GCCGCAUAGCCAGUUUGAAUAUUCAAGCAGUUACAUCAAGUUCUUUGCAAAAUGAAAGUCUUCUUUAUUACCUUCCUAAUUUGUUCGCCGAUUUUCAUCGCGGCAAAUCCGGGACAACAGCAACAGUAUACUUCGUUUGCACAAACCAGUCCUCAGCAAGGAGCAAUUGUACAGGCCAUUCCGACAAAUUCUCUCCAACAAGGCGUUUAUCAAGGUAGUUUUCCAUCGGUCAGUCUCCCACCAGCCAAUUCCCAAUAUCAAGGCGCUUUUUCAACGGUCAUUCUCCCACAACUGGGCGUCCAAUCAGUUGGUCUCCAACCAGUUGGUCUACAACAAGUUGGUCCUCAGCACUUCGGUUUACAACAAGUUCGUUCUCAGCACUUGGCUUUACAACAACCACAAGGUACGGUCUUUCCAUCAUUAUUACAGAACUCUUACGGGAUUGCAUCACCUCUAUCUGCUGGGCAUAUGGGAUACCAAGCACAACCAAAGUAUGGCACUGUGACUCAUCAUCAUAAAUUUGCCGGGCUUGAUCAAAAACAUGCUGCCAUGCAAAGAGAGCAUGAUAGAAAAAUAGGAAAAAUGAGUAAAAUGGUUGAGAAAAUGGACGAAAACGUGAAAAAACUGAUUGCACAAUUGAAAUUGAACAAUAAUAAUAACAACAAUCAAGCUGAUCACGGUGAUUUUGACGCAAAACCAAUUGCAGUUCAAGUCCGUUAAAUUUCGGCCACCACCAAUAAUACCAUUUCAGCCACCACCAAUAAUAAUCAUUUCUAAAUUUGGCUAUCGAAAUUGGAAGAAUCAAUAAAGAAUUUUAUUGAAAAUUA